ACUUGUUUUCCUUUUUUCACAUGGUCACUGCACGUCGCGUGCAGGAGGAGGGACAUGCCCUGUCUCUGAGCUUUUAAUAUCUUUUUAUUUUUUUCUAUUCUGAGGACUGUGAAGGUCGAGGCUGGCAUCAUGACUUCUAAAUGACCACCAUGAAUCAAACACUGAUGUUAUAACGCGACUCGUCACCACCCGGCAGCUCCACCAUCAGCUCCACUUCAGUCCUCUUCAGGGAAAACUACACCACCACCUGCCGACGCAUCUCGCGCCAUAUGACCGUCUCAAAGGGACCGUCCGCUCCUUCUUCUUGCCGUGCAGGUGACGACUCACUCGGCAGGAUGACAUGGCGUCCUCAGUACCGCAGCUCCAAGUUCCGCCACGUGUUCGGUAAGGUCGCCACCAAAGAGAGCUGCUACGAUGGUGUGCCGAUCACACGCAGUGUUCAGGACAAUAACUUCUGUGCCGUCAACCCUCGUUUCCUGGCGGUCAUUACCGAGUGUGCAGGGGGAGGGGCUUUCCUGGUCCUGUCAGUCCAUCAUACAGGUAAGGUGGAUCCGCACCACCCCCGGGUUUCAGGCCACCGAGGAAACGUGUUGGAUAUCAAAUGGAAUCCCUUCAACGAUUACUGCAUCGCCUCCUGCUCCGAGGAUGCCACGGUGAAAGUGUGGGAGAUCCCUCCUCAUGGCGUGCUUAAGAACCUGACAGUACCAUUAAAAGAGCUCCAGGGUCACAGCCGCAGGGUGGGCCUCAUCGAGUGGCACCCAACCGCUAACAACAUCCUGCUCAGCACGGCCUACGACUACCAGGUGAUGAUCUGGAACCUGGACUGUCCGGAGCAGGUGAUAAAGAACCCGGUGCGGACAAUAAGCCUGCACACAGACGUUGUCCUCUCUAUAUCUUUCAGCACAGAUGGCAGUGUGUUCACAACCACAUGUAAGGACAAGAAGGUGCGACUCAUAGAGACGCGCUCAGGAAACCUGCUGCAGGAAGGCAGCAGCAAGAUGCAUAAAGCCACCAAGGUGCUGAUGCUGGGAAACCUAAAGAUGCUGGUCACAACAGGGACGUCACGCUGGAACCAUCGACAGAUCUGUUUGUGGGAUCAGGAUGAUCUGGCUACACCUUUGGUACAAGAGAACCUGGAUGGUUCAUCAGGAGUCCUCUUUCCAUUCUACGACCCUGACACGCACAUGCUCUACAUCGCUGGGAAGGGGGACGGAAAUAUAAGAUACUAUGAAAUCAGCUCGGAAAAACCGUACAUCCACUACCUGACAGAUUACCGCUCCAACGUACCUCAGAAAGGACUAGGUGUGAUGCCAAAGAGAGGUCUGGACGUGAGCUCCUGCGAGGUGUUCAGGUUUUACAAACUGGUGACAGUGAAGAGCAUCAUUGAGCCUCUUUCCAUGAUCGUACCCCGCAGGUCGGAGUCGUACCAAGAAGACAUCUACCCAAUGACAGCGAGUAACAAACCUUCUCUGACUGCAGAGGAGUGGCUCAGCGGCAUUGAUAAAGGCCCAAUUCUGAUGUCUUUGAAGCCAGGAAGUCAGGAGGCGGAGUCGUAUCAAGAAAUGAGCAAGGGAUCAGGAAAUGCGCUGGACUCUCACAGGUCUCAGAGCAGACCCGGGAUGCUGCAGCUGGCAUAUAUUCAGGAUCAACUGGGAACCAAAGACGGCACAGAGGAUGGAGGACAGGCGGAGGACGGCAUGAGUUGGACACCAAUCAGCAACGGACAAGAUCUCGGUCUCUGCUCUCCACCAAGGACGGAGAAUGAGCUACGUCUGAAGUUCCACAAGCAGCAGGAGGAAAUCCGACGGUUGAGGGAGCUCUUAAACCAGAGGGACGUGCGCGUCAAACAGCUGGAGCUGGAGAUUAAAAACAUCAAAAACUCGCAGUCUCAGAGCUCACUUACAGACUUACCAUGACCUGCUGAUUCACUGUCACCUCCACUUGGAACACACACAUUACUGUACGAAAAAAAAAACCUACUUCAACCCGCCACAUGCCCGUCAGGGUCCCAACUUACUUCCUAUCCUCCAAUAAGCCCUGAAUACUCACUGCACAGGGGUGGUUUUAACCUCAUUUCUGUUUAUUUUCUUCUGUCUGUCAUUCUGUCCACAUGAGAUGCACAUAUUCUUUAUAAAUGUAAAUACACUCAAACACUGACUCUUGUUUUUAAACUCUUUGCACCUGUUGACCUUCUUUACCAUUUUUUCUUUUUUACACCUCACAGCUAUGCAAGUUUAUUGUAAUUUUUAGCUUUUUUAUGCUCUUUGUAGCCAAGAGUCAAAAGGAUGUUUGUUGUGUCCCGAUUGAAUGAUAUCACUGUUUGAAUGUUGUUUGAAAGUUCUCACAGGGCAGAAGCAGACAUCCUGCGAGAUUGUACGAUAACGCAAAAUUUUAUUUUUGUUCCUCCUUCCCCAUAAAUAUUUAAACUACUGUAAGCGAUGACUGUGGCUGCGGUGUUUUCAUGUAUGUGUGAUUGAAUGAAAGUGAUCUAAAUGAAUGAAAAAUAUCAAACCCA
This is a messenger RNA of Cheilinus undulatus (humphead wrasse), 2515 nucleotides long. It is a transcript of the gene coro2aa, whose product is annotated as coronin 2Aa. Gene Ontology annotation, molecular function: actin filament binding. NCBI's taxonomy places the organism in Eukaryota, Metazoa, Chordata, Actinopteri, Labriformes, Labridae. Gene Ontology annotation, biological process: actin filament organization. The transcript has 13 exons. The record is from RefSeq and is a predicted model, not a curated record. The coding region runs from base 270 to 1916 and encodes 548 amino acids.